CCAGACCCCUGCCACGCCCUGUUAGGCCCCGCCCCCCUCUCCCGGCCCCGCCCCACGGACCCCUCUCCCCGCAGCGCCCUGCCACUGGCCCACACCGUGGUGGGGGGCCGCGGGGACCGGCCGCCCCUGGUGCUGCUCCAUGGGCUCUUCGGUAGCCACGGCAACUUCCAGACGGUGGCCAAGGCGCUGGUGCGCGGCGGCAGCGGCAAGGUGGUGACGCUGGACGCCCGGAACCACGGCGGCAGCCCCCACAGCCCCCUGAUGACCUACGAGGCCAUGAGCCUGGACGUUCAGCACCUCCUGACCCGCCUGGGCAUCGCCAAGUGCAUCCUGCUGGGACACAGUAUGGGGGGCAAGACAGCCAUGACACUGGCCUUGCAGCGGCCAGACCUGGUGGAGCGUCUCAUCUCUGUAGACAUUAGUCCCGGUUCCACCGCCCCCGUCUCCGAAUUCUCUGCCUACAUCUCUGCCAUGAAGUCGGUGAAGAUCCCGGAUGGUCUCUCCCGCUCUGCUGCCCGCCAGCUGGCAGAUGAUCAGCUGCGUCCGGUGGUCCAGCUCCCGCAGCUGAGACAGUUCCUCCUCACCAACCUGGUGGAGGUGGAGGGCCGCUACAUCUGGCGGGUGAACCUGGAGGCUAUUUCCCACCACUUGGCAGACAUCAUGAACUUCCCCGUCUUCCACAAGCCUUAUCCUGGCCCCACACUCUUCUUGGGAGGAUCCAACUCGCCCUAUAUCAGCUCCAAAGACUACCCUGAGAUCAAACGCCUCUUCCCCAAGGCAGACAUCCAGCACAUCGAAGGGGCAGGCCACAUAGUCCAUCAGGAUAAAUUUGAAGAAUUCAUCACUGCUGUCCUCAAUUUCCUGCCAGCACCAUAGUGCUGGGGACCGGGGUUUCUGCAAGCACCUCGUGGGACCUGAGGAGCUCCGGGCCGGGACAUGGGGCUCUGUGAGAAGGGGCUCAGCUCAGCCCAGCCCAGCUGCCCACUUUGCAGUCCGGUCCUGCCUGCAAGGCCUUCUCCCACCCCAGGUCUCCUGGAGACGGAGUGGAGAGGCGCCUCCAACCCACUGAGCUCUCCUGACACUCUGCAGGGACAUGGGGUGGCACCAGCCCAGGACACUGCCCUUUUGGUGCAGCCUGUCCCACCUGCACUGGAGGGGACACUAGGAGGUGACAGGAGAGCCCUCUUGGUUUCCUGCUGCCAGACCACCUGGUUGUGGGGCUGGAUGUGAUUUGGCAAAACGUGCAAUAAAGCUGAAUCCGCGCCAAGGUA
Calidris pugnax (ruff) is the source of this 1271-nucleotide messenger RNA. It is a transcript of the gene ABHD11, whose product is annotated as abhydrolase domain containing 11. The annotation marks the transcript as partial. The transcript is spliced from 5 exons. The record is from RefSeq and is a predicted model, not a curated record. Gene Ontology annotation, cellular component: mitochondrion. NCBI's taxonomy places the organism in Eukaryota, Metazoa, Chordata, Aves, Charadriiformes, Scolopacidae.